Messenger RNA from Centropristis striata (black sea bass), 6915 nucleotides. RefSeq names its product transient receptor potential cation channel, subfamily M, member 6 (gene trpm6). The record is from RefSeq and is a predicted model, not a curated record. Gene Ontology annotation, cellular component: apical plasma membrane. The transcript is spliced from 40 exons. NCBI's taxonomy places the organism in Eukaryota, Metazoa, Chordata, Actinopteri, Perciformes, Serranidae. Gene Ontology annotation, biological process: protein phosphorylation; protein tetramerization; monoatomic cation transmembrane transport. Bases 341 to 6250 code for a protein of 1969 amino acids. Gene Ontology annotation, molecular function: protein serine/threonine kinase activity; monoatomic cation channel activity; ATP binding.
UACCUCAUAAAAAGACAUAUCAUUCACAUAUUAAUUUCCAUCAUCCCUCUUGCCUACUUUCUCUACUCUUCCCUGUCUGUAGACCAAGACCUGGGUGGGGGACUCAUUAGUCCCUCCAGCAUUUGUUGACAGCUCAGGAGGUGAAAGAAUCCUGAGUGUGUUUGAAGGAGGAGGUCAUGAACUCCUCCAGGCCUCUGUAGAAAGGCUCUGCCUGCCCUUUGGACCCGCGGCUGAUAUAAGGGCAGUCAGUCCUUGUCAGGAGGAUCAUAAAUCAAGUGGUGGGAUUUUCACUCAAAGUUUAGUCUCGCAUGGUGCACGUUUGUAACUGGAGUGUACAAUCAUGUCACGGAAGUCUUGGAUUGAGGAAACCUUUUUCAAGAGAGAGUGUGUGAAGUUUAUCCCUUCAUCUCGGGACCUACAUAGAUGCAAUCCAGUAUGUCAAGUAUGCCAAAACUUGAUCAGAUGUUGUUGUGGCCGCCUGAUGGGGGAGCACUCUUGGCAAGAGUCCCUUCCCCCCAUAUCUCUGUAUCCUGGUCCUGGACAGGACCUGGAAGAGGACUGGUCCAUAGAGCUCCACACCAAAGCCAGUCCCACCAAUGCCUAUGGGACCGUAGACUUCCAGGACACUGCCACACGUGUCUGCCGGGCAAAGUAUGUUCGUGUGGCUGUGGACUCAAAAGCAGAGUUGCUGUUCCAGCUGAUGCUGAGGGAGUGGCAGAUGGAGAGACCCAAGCUGCUGCUGACUGUCCAGGGCGGCUCAGAAAACUUCACCCUGCCCCUUAAAGUGAAGCAGGCCUUCAGUAAAGGGCUGAUCACUGCUGCUGUCAGCACCGGGGCAUGGAUACUCACUGAUGGCAUUAAUACAGGUGUGUCUAAGUAUGUGGGCGAGGCAGUGAAAACAUUUGGGAGCCACAACCUGAGAAAGAGAAACACAGUCGGCAUCACGCCAUGGGGAGACAUUGAAAACAACACGGACCUUAUUGGCAGAGAUGUUUUCAGGCCCUACCAGCCGCUGGGGAAUCCUUUGAGCAAGAGGGCCUGUCUUAACGGUUUCCACUCCCACUUUCUCUUGGUGGAUGAUGGAACGCUGGGAAAACAUGGCUGCCAACAAGGCCUCAGGAGGAAACUUGAGAAACACAUCCAGCUACAUAAGAUACACCCUCGACUGAACCAAGGAGUGCCUGUUGUGUGUGUGGUGGUGGAGGGAGGCCCUGCCAUUGUGUCCACAGUGUUGGACUAUGUUAGCAAUGUGCCCCCCGUGCCAGUGUUUGUGUUCGAGGGGUCGGGCCGGGCUGCUGACCUCCUCGCCUUUUUACAUAAGCAGACUGCUGCUGACAGGCAGUUGGAUGCUGACAUUAAAGAGGACUUCCUUGUCAGGAUUGGAGAUGUGUUUGGAGUAGAGAUAGCAGAAGCCGCUGAGCUCUACGGCCUCCUCCUGCAGUGUAUGGAUCACAGACAGUCUAUAACCAUCUUUGACUCCGAGUCAGAGGACCAAACGGCGCCUGAUGCAGCCAUUUUGACAACUAGUCUCAAGGGUACUAAGGCCAGUCCUGCAGAGCAGCUGAGUAUGGCCUUAGCCUGGGACAGGGCUGACAUUGCACAGAAAGAUGUGCUGUUCUACGGACAGCAUUGGCAGGUGGGUUCCUUGGAGCAGGCGAUGCUGGAUGCUCUGGUGAUGGACCGGGUCAGUUUUGUCAAACUGCUGAUUGACAACGGUAUGACCAUGAGCCGCUUUCUCACUAUUGAUCGCCUCGAGGAGCUCUAUAACACGCCACAUGGGCAAACAGACCGUUUCCUGCACCACCUUGUUGAAGAUGCAAAACAGACUUCUCUUCCCAUAGGUUACCGUCUCUCUCUCAUUGACAUGGGUCUGGUGAUAGAGUACCUCAUAGGAGGAGCGUACCGCAGCACCUACACACGGAAACACUUCAGAGCUGCCUACAGCCGCCUGCAGGACAAAGAGGGUCGAAGGGACAGUUCCACCUCCUUGUCUAAACAGAGACGGGGAUUAAUACUAACUUCUACAAGGGGGAGGAGUCUCCAGGACCAGCAUUUCUUCAGAACUGCUCAGCCCUACAAACCCAAGGAGCAAGAUGCGUCACCUGGGACCAGUCAAGUGAUCACGACGAGCUCUGGCCUUGGCGCUGCUCCGCUGCUGGUUCCCUUCAACUUCAACGACCUCUUCGUGUGGGCUGUGCUUCAACAGCGUCAGCAGAUGGCGCUGUUCCUGUGGCAGCACGGCGAGGAGGCGCUGGCACGUGCUACAGUGGCCUGUAAGCUUUACCGCUCCAUGGCCUUCGAGGCACGGCAGAGCAGUAUCGACGACAACAUUUCAGAGCGAUUCAAGACAUAUUCUCUUGAGUUUGGUCAGCUGGCGGUGGACGUGUUAGACGGUGCAUUUCGUCAGAAUGAGCAGAUGGCCAUGAAGCUGUUGACUUCAGAGAUGGAGGCAUGGAGCCACUUCACCUGUCUGCAGAUGGCUGUCUCCUCGUGUCAUAGACCAUUCGUCUCACACUCCUGCACUCAGACCCUCCUCACAGACCUCUGGACAGGUCCGCUCAACAUGAGAAAAAACUCCUUUGUGAAGAUAAUUUUGAGCCUUCUUCUGCCCCCUGCCAUCUUGCUACUGGAGUUUAAAAGCAAAGCUGAAAUGUGCCAUGUACCACAGUCCCAUGAGGCAAUGCUGUUUGGACUGGAGUCUGUGAAGUCAUCACCAGCCCACGAGAGAACAGAUCACACGGGCAGUCAGGAUGCAGAGCGAGGCCUGUCGUUCCGUGACAAAUGUUUGGGUCCCGUGUCAGAAACUGUGUCCUCUAUCACCGUGCAGUGUUUGUCCUGGAUCACAAAACUCUAUGAAUUCUACACAGCUCCUGUUGUAAAGUUCUGGUUUCACACAAUUUCCUACUUGGCCUUUCUGAUGUUAUUCUCCUACGUUGUUCUGGUGAAGAUGGAGGAUCAACCCAGUGUUCAGGAGUGGCUGGUCAUCGCAUACAUCUUGUCCACUGCAGUGGAGAAAACAAGAGAGGUUCUGAUGUCUGAGCCGAGGAAGCUGAGCCAGAAGUUAAAGAUUUGGUUCUCAGAGUACUGGAACGUAUCAGACUUCAUUGCCAUCCUCCUCUUCCUGGCUGGAUUUGUACUACGUUGGCAUGCUCAUCCCUACCGGAUGGCAGGACGCAUCAGUUACUGUCUGGACAUCAUCUUCUGGUUCGUCAGGGUGAUGGAUCUGCUGGCUGUCAAUCAGCAUGCUGGCCCUUACCUCACCAUGAUCACCAAGAUGACCAGCAACAUGUUCUUCAUAGUGGUGAUGAUGGCUAUAGUGCUGCUGAGCUUCGGGGUGUCCAGGAAGGCCAUCCUGUCGCCAAAUGAGGAGCCGUCCUGGAGCCUAGCUCGAGACAUAGUCUUCCAGCCAUACUGGAUGAUCUACGGAGAGGUCUACGCAGGAGAGAUUGAUCCAUGUGAUGACGGUCAUCCGUGUCCUCCUGCUUCUUUCCUCACGGCCUUCCUCCAGGCUGUCUAUAUGUUCUUCCAGUAUAUCAUCAUGGUCAACAUCCUCAUUGCAUUUUUUAACAACAUUUACUUCGACAUGGCAUCAACGUCUAACAAGCUGUGGAAGUACAACCGUUAUCGCUACAUAAUGACCUAUCAGGAGAGGCCUUGGCUGCCUCCGCCUGCUAUCAUCCUCAGUCACAUGACCUUAGGCUUGAGAGCCAUCUACAAGAGAUUUAGUGGAGAUGCAGAGCGGGAAGAGAGAGGGACUGGACUUAAGCUCUACCUGGGCCACGAGGAUCGCAAGAAGCUCCACGAGUUUGAGGAGAAAUGUGUAGAGGCCUACUUCCAUGACAAGAGUGAAGGUUUCCACAGCAGCCAAACGAACAGGAUCAGAGCCACAGCUGAGAGAGCCGAGGAGAUGUGCAUGAUGGUGGGGGAGGUCUCUGAGAAGGUCAUCUUCAUUCAGGACAGCUUGUCGGAGCUGGACUGUCAGCUGGGUCAGCUCCAGGACCUGUCUGCGCUGGCCGUGGACACCCUCACUCUGCUCUCUGCUUCUGACAGCCUCCACCAGAAGGAGGCACGCCUGGCUCAAUGUCGACCCAUCACAGCGUCCCGGCACAUCCUGCCUCACAGCUGGACCCUCCUGCACAGAAGUGGAGCAGACUGUGAUGUACUUAAUAUGCGGCGAGUGAUGCCCAAGUCGUGUAAAAGUACCCCGCCUUCAUUGCUGAAGGGCCAUACGAGUAAAUGGGCAUCCCAAGAGUGCAGUGUUGGACCUCGGGGGAGCAGGGGAGGAAGACAAGGACACAGUGAGGAGGACGAGGAAGGAGCAGAGGAGUCUGCUACUUUUGACCAUCAUGCUUCCUUCUCUCACAUUCCUGGUAUCGGAGGUCAGGUCGGUGGUUUUAGGGACCAGACACCCUGUGAGUCCUGCCAACCAUCCCGCUGUGAGUCUCCUCUUUCUCCCAGAGGCUUGGAGUCACCUUAUCAUAAACUCUGGACAUGUGACCCAUACCUGUAUCCCAAUCAGGAAGAAACUUCCAUGGAAGAGAGAGAAGAAGAGGAAGAGGAGGAAAGGGCACAUGAACAACUAUCUAAUAUACGGGUGUCCAGAGCCUCCAGCAAUGCUUUCCUUCUGUCUGAACCUCGAGACGUCUCAGAGGGUUUGGUGAAUCCUGCCUUUUCUCAGGACAAUAGCCGACCAAGUUCUCGCUCCAGACCUGCCAGCCACUGGGGACGACCUCUGAAACCGCCCAGGGGGGCGUGUUUGUCAAGAGACCGACCCUACGGCUACUGCAGGUCUCUGUCAUCCAGCGUGGAGAAUAUGACUUUCUCUGGGACACCUUGUAGUCUGAUGAGGGGAUCAUUUCCUUCUCUUAACGAACCUAUGAACAAAGAGGGUUUGUCUGAUGAGAGGAGUUUUAAGGACGACACAUCACUACGGUGCAGCAGGAACAGAGAGUGGUCCAAAUCCUCUGACUUCACUCAGUCCUUGGACAGCAGAGGCAAAAACCAGAACAGGAAGAUGGUGAAGAUAAAAGAGAGCAGUCCAGAUACUGUAACCACGCAGUCCCAUUUGUCUGACGCCUGCUGGAGAAGGUGCCGGAAGUUGAGAGGAGAACCUACAUGUUGGUCGGCUUCAACCAGCCUCAGUCAGCUCAAUUUUGAACCACUGGAUUUGUUGCAGAAGCAAGUGUUCUCCUAUCAGGAUGCGAGGAGUCCCAAUCACUCAGCAUGGAACAGCUGGGCCAGACCCAUGAGCGUCAGGUCUUCUUUUCAGAGUGGGAUUGCCCCUGAAGUGAAGAGCUCCUCCUUCCAGUCCACUGAAAAUUUGUAUCCUCACUAUUCAGCUAUGGAGAGAAACAAUCUGAUGAGACUGGCUCACACCAUUCCCUUCACUCCUGUCUCCAUUAUGGGAGGUGAAGAGGUGAGCAUCUACUCUCUGGAGGAAGUGCCCUCCAAUGCUGACCCUGAAUCCAGCACAGUCUCCUCCUGGUCGUCACGUGGCCUGUCUGCGAUGCUGCAGCCCCUCUCUAGUGAAGAGGGCUCUCUGGAUGGGGGUCUCCGGCGGGGCUGCAGGGUGCUGUGUACCUGGGCAGAGCGGGACGUGCUCAGGCCUGGUCUGGUGUAUGUGGUCAAAGCCUUCCGGUCGGAGGUGGUUCGUGCCUGGCAGAGGUACUUCCAUGGCAGCACGGCACUGCAGCUUUGUUUAAGAGAGAUCCAGCAGCAGAGAGCAGCCCAGAAGAUGAUGCAAGUGUUCAACGAAGUCAAACCUGAUGAUAUGCACCACUCACCAAGGUUUCUUGAUGUAGCGCUGGUCCUCUGGCAUUCGAACAGCCAGUGGCUGACUAUUGAGAGGAACAUGUCCGGUGACUUCAGGAAGUACAACAACAACACUGGAGAAGAGAUCAGCCCCUGCUGUUCACUGGAAGAAAUGCUGCUGGCUUUCUCCCACUGGACAUAUGAAUACUCAUGCAGAGAGCUUCUGGUGCUCGAUAUACAAGGAGUAGGAGAGGAGCUGACCGAUCCAACAGUCAUUAUGGCUGACGAUCAAAGUGGUAGCAGGGGUGAGAUGCUUUUUGGUCCAGAUAACCUUGGAGAUGCUGCAAUCAGCGGUUUCCUGCAAAAACACUCCUGUGGUGCCUGCUGUCACAGACUGGGCCUGGCAGAUUUAAGGACGUAUUCGGACAGCUGUGAGAACAGCAGCGAGGCAGAGCCAACAGAGGGGAGAGAACAAGAAGACGAUGAAACAAGGAUGUAACCUUUGACCCAGCAAGUAGGGAAAUUAAGACACAUGCACUUUUACCAAGACAUGUACCUGAACACACACUCAUAUGGUUUGUUCAUAAAACACUGUGGAAACUUAUCAACAGCAGUCUGUGACAGGACACGAGAGAUUUAAUUGCUGUUAUUUGUACAAAGGAUGCUAAUAUAUUAUUUUAGUAUAUUAAGUAAAUACUGUCAGGAGUGUUGCAGAUUAUUCUCAUGAAAAGGGUUUAUCAUCAUUUAGCUGUAUCUCAUAAAUCAUAAGAGGAAAUAUAGUUGUACUGAUUUUUCAAGACUUCACAAAAGUCUAAACUAUUAUAUUUUUGUAUACUUUGUCUAGAAAUAUUUUGAUAUUGAUAUAAUGAUAAUUGUGUUAUAAUUAACAUACACUAAUACAUUAUGGAUUCAUUUAACAAGAAUAAAAUUGCCCCAUGUUUGGUUAAAAUAAAAACAUUUUAAAAAAUCUAACAUUGUGUAUCUGUGAGACAGAAAAACGAGACAGAAAUGCACCCAUAAAAUUUAUUUUAUUUUUUUUUCUUCCCACAACAAAAUGUCUACAAAAGCGAUAAAAUAUAGAAUUUAACAAAAAUCACUUCAGACCUUCACAUUGUAUAUACAUCUCAAAGGAGGACUCAGUUCGGGCCCUGCAUAGCUCUGAAC